This is a messenger RNA of Dromiciops gliroides (monito del monte), 1076 nucleotides long. RefSeq names its product oxytocin-neurophysin 1-like. The coding region runs from base 262 to 672 and encodes 136 amino acids. Lineage: Eukaryota; Metazoa; Chordata; Mammalia; Microbiotheria; Microbiotheriidae. Gene Ontology annotation, molecular function: neurohypophyseal hormone activity. Gene Ontology annotation, cellular component: secretory granule; extracellular region. The record is from RefSeq and is a predicted model, not a curated record. The transcript is spliced from 3 exons.
GCCCCAAGCUGGGCCCUGACCAGACAACCUGACCCCGUGCCCCAGCCCGACCGGGCUAAGUGAGGGGGCACCAGCGGUACUCACGUCCAGCUGCUGACCCGGCGUGAGCUUCCAAGCUGCUGCCACCUUAGGCCUCUGGCCCCGGGGCAUAAAUAGGCCCUGCUCAGGCCACAGAGCUCAGAGUGCCAGGAAGGAAGAUCUGCCUCUGGGACCCAGCCCUCAGCCUACCCAGUGCAGCCCCUGAGACCAGCCAGCUUCACCAUGGGCAACCCGGGCUCUCGAGCUGGCCUCGCCCCCCGGUCCCGUCCCGGUCUCUCCUGCUGCUAUCUCCUAGCUCUCUUGGCUCUGGCCUCCGCCUGCUACAUCCAGAACUGCCCCAUCGGUGGGAAGCGCUCGGCGCUGGACGUGGACGUGCGCAAGUGCCUCCCCUGUGGUCCAGGAAGCAAAGGGCGCUGCUUUGGGCCCAGCAUCUGCUGCGGGGAAGAGCUAGGCUGCUACCUGGGCACGGCCGAGAGCCUGAGGUGCCAGGAAGAGAGCUACCUGCCCUCCCCGUGCCAGUCUGGCCAGAAACCCUGCGGGAAUGGAGGGCGCUGUGCUGCCAGCGGGAUCUGCUGCAGCAGCGAUGGUUGUGGACUAGACCCUGUCUGUGAUCAAGAACCCACCUUCUCCUAACCCUGGACGAUCUGGUCAGAUGGAGCAGCUCAUUUCCUACCCCUUUCUCUCCCCCUUCAAUAAAGCUGAAUUUCUGUGGCAUUAGUUCUGUCUGUCUGCUUUUUAGAGUGUGUAAGGGAAAGAUAGAUGAUGGUGCCCCAGAGUUUGGGAGGUAAGAGGCUACUCUAUGGGAUCUGUGUAUCAGGAGGAGUUUUGAAUUUUAAGUCAGAACCCCACCCCCACCCCCAUCCCAUCUUUGUUUUUAAUGGGGAAAGAGGGACCAGGAAUCUAGAGAGAUUAAUUCUCUUUUCUGAGGCUAAGUGGGACAAGGGGCUCUCUGCCCAGAGACCAUGGCCAGCCUGGGGAAGCUGGGCAGUUGUCUUCCCUCCCCUCAUGCACUAAAGGAGGCCGGGGUCACAGCAGAU